AUGAGCUCCCGGCGUCGGAAUGGGAAGCCCGCGUCCUGCGAGCCCUGUCGGAAGGAUAAAGUGCGUUGCGACCACGUCCUCCCCGUCUGUUCGCGCUGUCGACGACGCGAGAUUGCCAGUCGAUGUUUCUACCAUCCUGCGCCUCUCACACGACCCACGGCGCAUGCGACAGAUGAUGGGGCUCCUGUUGCAAGUGCUGCACCUACAAGGGCAACUUAUACGCCUGCUACAACCACGUCGCGCAGUCCCGAAGGGAUCAAUUCGCAGACUGAAGUGCCAUUCUGCACGUCGGCGACCGAUAAGGCCCUGCCGACAGGGUAUCUAGGGCCGACGAGCUUCGUCGCAACGUUUGAGGAUGAUCGCGAGUUUGUGUCUAGUCCGAGCGAUGUAUUGCGGCAGGAUGGCGCCGAGGGACUCGCCGCAUUGCCCGGCUUGUCGCCGUACUGGGUCCACAAGGCUGGGGAGGUGCUCAACUGUCUGAAAGAUUUCUCAACUAUUGCGCAGCUCGUCGAAGAAUACUACAACAUUAGCCAGGCGGCGGUUAUACCUGCCCCGUUGGUUCUGAACCCAUUAGCCCGCGUCAAAGCCGCGGUCGAGGAGUGGCAAGUCCAUGGGUGUCAGACGAGCGACCAGGCGACGAGUAUCCUUGCGAACACGGCCCAACCGUUGCAGAUCCCACCCACAGUGGAGGCGAGUCAGUUCUACGAGCUGUUUACUGGUUCGAGGCUGCGAUUGGAGAUUGUCGGCGUGAUUUAUGCGAUUGCGGGUCGGACAUCGAUGUUCUCGCUGGCGAGAGACAGAUUGCCGAGUAGUAAUUGGUUGGUUGUUCGGGAAAGGUUCGCGAGGAGGAUGAUGGUGGCGAGUGAUGUUAUUCUACAAAUAUGUAGGAUCCUCACGCCAGUGAACGAUUUGACUAUUUGGUUGAUGUAUGAGAAUUUAUUGCUGGCGAGCGUGGUACAUGGGGAUUCCAGCUCCGGCAAGUGGCACAGACUAGGUGAUUUGUCCAGCCAUAUGUUCGAGCUAGGGAUCCAUCGGGAUCCCCAACAGUUGAGCGAUCUCCCUGUAUUCAUUCUAGAAUCGCGCAGGCGCGUUUUUGCUGCGGCGUAUCAACUCGACAAAAGCAUUGCCACGUUCCUAGGACGACCACCGAGGAUAUCGUGGCGUCAUUCUGAUUGCAGCCUUCCGCUUGACCUAGCCGAUGAUGCCUUAGUUGGGAGUCCUUCGGAGUUCGACGUUGCCUCGACAUCCGUUGACAGCAAAGGGUGGAAUGUGCAGAGCAUCUUCCAACGAGCUUCCUGGAUUAGGGUCCGUUUUCUGAUCAGUACAUUCCGAGAGGAGAUUUUGGAACUUUCGUUACAAGGACCGACUCGUGAAAUGGCUGACCAGCUGAGGGACAUUUCCUUCCGUUGCCAUCAAGCAUGGAACUCAUUGCCCGGUCAUCUCCGGUAUACCCCAAAUUGCUGGGACAGUGGAUUCUCUAUCUACAUCUCUCUGAUGCUCUCGGUGUGCUACCUAGCCUAUCUUUACAAUGACUUUCUCAUUCAGAGACUACUUGUCCAGCAAGACCCUGAGGCCCAGACCACCUUGCUAGACGUGAGCUCAACCAUUCUAUCCACAGUCCUAUCCUUCGGCAUCCAACGCGAACAUGUGAUUGAUAUUCAAAGAGACUUUAUCUGGACCGUUCUCUUAUACGGCUUCCCCAGCGCUGGUGUCCUCACAAAAGCCCUACAAAACCAAUCCCGAACCGGCAUUCCCAUUCCCUACAAUGGCUCGCGAUCCCGUCUCAUUCGUGACCUAAGUGUCUUCAUCGCUCAUUUGGAAACCAUGGCGAGACCUGGGAUUGCGAACCAUGAACUUUUCGCGCGGGCCAGCCGGGUCAUGUCAAGUAUCAUCGACGACAUCUUAGAGGCGAGGGAAACUGUUCUGUCGAAUGCACCAGACCCGGAAACUAUGCCGUCUGUUCUCGACGGGUUCGAGAUCUCCGAUGAUCUGAAAGUGCUGGACAGCGUGGACUUUGGGGCGGUUUUUGACCAGUGGAUAUUCUAA
Molecule: messenger RNA, 2046 nt
Organism: Aspergillus melleus
Lineage: Eukaryota; Fungi; Ascomycota; Eurotiomycetes; Eurotiales; Aspergillaceae
Exons: 4
Coding region: 1-2046 (681 amino acids)
Biological process (GO): regulation of DNA-templated transcription; DNA-templated transcription
Cellular component (GO): nucleus
Molecular function (GO): zinc ion binding; DNA binding; DNA-binding transcription factor activity, RNA polymerase II-specific
Source: RefSeq, a predicted model, not a curated record